AUGGAACGCAUAGAAAGAAUAAUAUUUUCAGAUUUUAGACUUUUAUCACCAUUUAUGAAUGCAUGUAAAACUGCAAUUACACAUUAUAGUUGUGGUUCAUUAAAACCACCAUCUGAUGAUAAAAAUAUUCGUGUACCACAUUCACAAGGUUCCACACUUGAAUGUUUAAUUAACAAAAUGACAGAAAAUAAAAAAGAUGAACCAAAUUCAUUUGAAAUUGAUAAUGAAUGUAAAACUCAAAUUUUAAGAAUAGCUGAAUUACAAUCUGAAGAUUUUCAUUUAGAUAGACCAUUAUAUUUUGCCUGUCGAGAAGAUCGUGAACAAUUUUGUCGUAAUGUUGAAGCUGGAGAAGGAAGAGUUUUUGAAUGUCUUGUUCAACAUACUCAUGAUUCAAGAAUGAAUCCAGCAUGUUCUAAACUAUUAGUUGAAAGAGCACAACUUGUUGGUGAAGAUUUCAAAAUGGCUCAUCCAUUGGUUAAAAAUUGUGAAAUUGAAUUAAAAAAUUAUAAUUGUGUACCAAACAAACAAGCAUUACUUACAUCACAAAAUUAUCAUCUUACACAAGUUCUUUUGUGUUUAGAAAAUGGUAUUCAUAUGAAACAAGCUGAUCCUAAUGGACCAAUGAAAAAUUUACCUGAUUUUACUCCAGAAUGUAAACAUGAAAUGACAACAUAUAGAAGUAUCAUGACAUCAGAAUUCCAUAUGAGUCCAGAAUUAGUCAUGAAUUGUGUUGAUGAAAUUAAUAAUUUUUGUUCUGAUAGUGGAGAUAUUGAAAAAGAUGGUAAAACAUUACAUUGUUUAAUGCGUAUAGCUGAGUCACGUGAUGAAAAAAAACAAGUCUCUCCAAAAUGUAUGAAUGCAUUAGGUUUAACAGUUAAAGUUGUUGAUAUUGGUUCAAAUUAUAAAGUUGAUAAGAUUUUAAUGGAAUCUUGUCAAUCUUUACUUUCUGGACCUUGUUCUAAUGAGGCACAAUCAGAUAUAGCAACAUUACAAUGUCUUAUGAAACAUAUUGAUAGUCCAGAAAUGUCAGUAGAUUGUUCUGAUAGACUUAUUGAAGUUCAAUAUUUCAUGGCACGUGAUUGGUCUCUUGAUCCAGAACUUUAUGCUUCUUGUCAUAAUGAAGCUGUUAAAAGAUGUUCUGCUUCAGAAAAUUGGCAUAUAGGAAUGGGUAAAACUAAUGGACCUGAUCCUGGUCCACAUGUUCUAGCUUGUUUAUAUCGUGCAGGAUAUGAUGAUAAAGAACCAUUGUCAUUAAAAUGUGCCAAACAAAUAAGAAGAGUCUUACAAGAACGUGCAGUAAGAGUUAAUUUACUUCCUGAUAUUGAAGAAAAUUGUAGAGGUGCAUUAUCUGAAUAUUGUUCAGUAAAUGUGGCACCAAAAGAAGAAAUGAUGUGCCUUCAAUCACAUUUUGAAACUGAUGCAUUUAGAAAAAAUUAUCCAGAAUGUUAUGAUAGUGUAUCACAAUUUACAUUAUUAGAAUCAAAAGAUACAAAGAUUAAUAGAUUACUUACUUUAGCAUGUCGUCCAGUAAUUAAAAAAUAUUGUCAAGAAUUUAUUGAUGAAGGAAUUGAUCAUGGUGAUGUUCAAGAGUGUCUUCUAGUACAUAAACAUACUAAGGAAAUGACAAAACAAUGUCGUAGCUAUGUUAAUCACUUUGAAUUAAUUACAUUAAGAGAUUAUCAUUUCAGUUACAAUUUUGCAAAUGCCUGUCAAAAUGAUAUAAAUAAACAUUGUAGUAAAGAUAAUAAUUCUAAAGGAGCUAUAAUAAGAUGCCUUUCUAAUAUUGUAUUUGAACAUAAAGUACUUGGUAACAAACUUGAUAUUAGCCGUGAUUGUAAAAAUCAACUGAAGGUUCAAUAUCUUCAGCAAGAACAGGUUAACUUUGAUGACAAAGAGCACAUGGAAGAUGCUGAUCCAGAGUUAAUGGAAAAAUGUAGCCGUGAAAUUAAAAAAUUGGAAUGUGAUAAAGAAGAGAAAUUUGAAGAUUUAGUAGAAUGUCUUAGAGAAGGAUAUGAUGAUCUUGGAAAUGAUUGUAAAUCAAUGUUAUUUGGUAGAGAGAAAAUUGAAGCUGUUGAUAAUACAUUUGAUGAUGAAUUACAAAAUAAAUGUAAAAGUGAUAUUAAUAAAUUUUGUAAUUCUGAAAAUAAAGAAAGAAUUUUACCAUGUUUAUCAAAUAAUAAAAUUUUACGCCUACUUCAACCACAAUGUCAAAAAGUUGUUAGAGAAAGGCUUAUGGAACAAUCUAGAGAUAUACGUCUCAAUCCAGCAUUGAUGGAAGCCUGUCAAACUGAUGCACAAGCAUAUUGUCCAGACCACUUUAAAUUAAUUAAUAAUCCAAGAUAUUCUCAACAAGAACUACAAUUAAUACUUGUUACAUGUCUUAGAGAAAAUUAUAUAUCUAAAGUAGUACAUUUAUCACAACCAUGUAAAAAUGAAGUUAGUAAUCUUAUUUUAGAAUCUGAAUUUGAUAUUGCAUUAGAUCCAGCAUUAUAUAAAGCAUGUAAAAAAAUUAUUAACCAACAUUGUGCAGGUUCUAUAAUUGAAAAGAAUGGAAAAUUCGAUACUGUUUUAGAAUGUCUCAAAGCUGAUUUUUAUGGUGGAGCUAUAAAAGAUAAAGAAUGUGGUGCACAAAUAGCUAGAAGAGCAGAAGAAAGUAUUGUUGAUAUCAAUUUAGAUCCUAUACUUCAUCAAGCCUGUGAUACAGAUAUUCGUAGAUAUUGUAGAGAUACACCACCAGGAGAUUCACGUAUCAUAACAUGCCUUUUAGAUACUCUUGAAGUACCAAGAAUUAAGUUAUCUACUGAUUGUAAAUUAAAGUUAAUUGAACGUAAGAAACUUUGGAGUGUAGCACAUGAUGAUUAUAAAAUGUCAGUUCCUGAAACAUGGCUUGAUUUAUUACUUGUUGUUGAUUCAAUAAAUAAUCAUCCUCAAAGAAAUUCAAUUUUUUCAUUCUUUGGAAUUUUUAUUCUCAUAAUUUUAAUUAUUGGAUGUUGCUGUGGUCGUUGCACAAAACGUACUCAUUUAGAAAUGAAAAACCGAUAA
This is a messenger RNA of Strongyloides ratti, 3042 nucleotides long. RefSeq names its product Cysteine-rich Golgi apparatus protein 1 repeat and Cysteine-rich Golgi apparatus protein 1 repeat,eukaryote-containing protein. NCBI's taxonomy places the organism in Eukaryota, Metazoa, Nematoda, Chromadorea, Rhabditida, Strongyloididae. Gene Ontology annotation, molecular function: fibroblast growth factor binding. The coding region runs from base 1 to 3042 and encodes 1013 amino acids. Gene Ontology annotation, cellular component: Golgi membrane. The record is from RefSeq and is a predicted model, not a curated record. The transcript is spliced from 2 exons.